UAUAUUCAAGUUCCGCAAGCCUUACCUCGACCAAACCAAUGACAACAGCGAAACCUCUUCAUUUUCCGCCUACUGACCCUAACAUUCUACAUCUGCUGUUAUCGACCUAACGAGCAUCUGAUCUGUCACGAUGACAGGCCCUCCGAACAAACGGCAGAAGCGAGAUGAGUACAGGAAAGCUCAAGAGAAGCUAAAGGCUGGAGUGAACGGCACCGAAGGCGGCAAAAUCGAACUACCCAAGAAGAAAUUCUAUCGGCAACGCGCCCAUGCGAAUCCUUUCUCCGACCAUGCUCUACAAUAUCCUGAAUCUCCAGCCAACAUGGACUGGACGACACAUUAUCCGGCAUUCGUGGAGCAAGAUACCGAGAAGAACAUUGCGCAAGCCAUGACCAAAGAAGUCGAAAUUGCAGAUAUCGGGUGUGGAUUCGGUGGCCUGCUUAUUGGCUUGUCGCCUUUGUUCCCAGAGACCUUGAUGCUUGGAAUGGAGCUACGAACACAGGUGACCGACUAUGUGAUCAAUCGGGUUGCAGCACUAAGAGCCCAGAAUCAAUCCGCCACUGAGAGGUAUACACCAUACCAGAAUAUCUCUGCACUUCGAUCGAACACAAUGAAGUUUCUCCCGAACUACUUCCACCACGCACAGCUUUCCAAGAUCUUCCUUUGUUUUCCGGAUCCUCAUUUCAAGCAGAGAAAGCACAAAGCCCGUAUCGUUUCGGCGCAGCUCAAUGCUGAGUAUGCAUUCGUCACGAAACCCGGUGGCCUAGUCUACACGAUCACCGACGUCGAGGAACUGCACCAAUGGAUGGUGAAGCAUUUCGUGAGUGAGGAGGCAGGGGAUGCCAGAGAAUUGUGGGAGAGAGUACCGGCGGAGGAGCUUGAAUCUGAUCCGUGUGUCAAGGUUAUGAGCGAGGAGACUGAGGAGUCCAAGAAAGUCACGAGAAAUGGUGGCAAGAAGUUCAUUGCGGUAUUGAGAAGAAAACAGGAUCCGGAGUGGCCCAAUUGACCAAGUCGAAACGCUAAACGCAGACGCUGAUCGAAGCAUACCCGCCACAAAGCGCUGACAACCAAAGGUCAAAGCUCCCACACCCGAAGGACGUGUGCCCUUACGGCGCCUCCUUCUCGAUUUUCCCGUUGGUCAAGGUGUCUCCGCUGUGUCGCUCCGCGUUGCUGUCGGUGGGCGCCAUGCCAACGACUUCACCACCUUUUAGAGCGUCCACGUCGAUUUGAGGUCCAGUGUAAUUCUUUCGCCCAUCCACGAACCAUUGGAUCAUCGA
Molecule: messenger RNA, 1274 nt
Organism: Exophiala viscosa
Lineage: Eukaryota; Fungi; Ascomycota; Eurotiomycetes; Chaetothyriales; Herpotrichiellaceae
Product: guanine-N7--methyltransferase
Exons: 3
Coding region: 131-1003 (290 amino acids)
Biological process (GO): RNA (guanine-N7)-methylation; tRNA methylation
Cellular component (GO): tRNA methyltransferase complex
Molecular function (GO): tRNA (guanine(46)-N7)-methyltransferase activity
Source: RefSeq, a predicted model, not a curated record